Molecule: messenger RNA, 1163 nt
Organism: Prorocentrum cordatum
Lineage: Eukaryota; Dinophyceae; Prorocentrales; Prorocentraceae
Source: the annotation of a GenBank genome assembly
CUCCUCCUCCUCCUCCUCCUCCUCCUCCUCCUCCUCUUCCAUUCUCCCUCCUAACGAUGGCCGCGAAGAAGGGCAAGAAGAAGGGCACCAGCAGCAAGAGCAGCAGGACGUGGAGCAGCAAGUCCAAAAAGAACAAGACGAAGUACCGCCCGCAGGACCCCGUCUUCAACCGCAUGGGUGGGAUAGACGACGGGCACAACCAGGCGCCCAAGGGCGACGCCGACCUGGCCGGGAUCCCCGAGCUCGAAGAAGAAAAUACGGCACAACCAUAAGCUAAGUUUUCAGAGCUCCGCGGCGAUUUCUCAGAUCUGCGCUGGGCCCACAUGGCGGCAACUCCCGCACCGAUCCAAGAAAUCCGCGCGGCGCUCCGAGAGCUCAUGCUUGAGCCGUUCCUUCUCCUUCCACGAGCCGCGGCACGCUGGAGGCGCGAUGUUCCCCGGGCUGGCGAUGGCGAUGCUCCCGCCGGGCCUGCCCGCCGCCCCGGAGCUGCCGGCGGACGGCGCCCCUCGGAGCCGGGCGGCCCGAAGGAAGCAGAAGGGCGGCGGCGCGCGCCCCGCGGCCGCGGCGGAGGCGGGCGCGGGGAGCGCCGCGGGCGCGCCGCCCGGGGCCUCGCAGCGGGCGGAGGCGCUGCCCAAGCAGAGGCCCGGCGAGUCCGCUCGGGCGUACUCUGCGAGGCUGGGCAAGGCGGCCGAGAAGCAGCUGAAGGAGGCCAGGCGGAAGCUGAACACGGAUCACCACCGGGAGAAGAAGAGGAAGCGGGCGCAGGACAAGAAGAAGGCCGCGGAGGAGAAGAGGCGCACGAGGGCGGGCGCGGGGGAACAGGAGGAGUCGCGCCAGCAGGCGCGGUUCGGCGACAUCGUGCACAGGCCACCGAUCAUGAGUUCGGCGGCGCUGAAAUCGCGCUCGUCGCUGAAGGCUCAGGCGAAAGUCCCAGAGGGCGCCCGGUCGGGCGGCGACCUCGGCGCCUACGCCGACAAGGUCCGCGAGGCGUACGCGGCGCUCAGGAAGCGGCGGCUCGGCGAGGGCUGAGGGCCGAGUUCCGCUUGCGGUCCACGCGGCGGAUCCGCCGAGCAGGUCCGCGCCCGGCCCAGAGGCGUGUGUGUGGGGGCCUGCGCGCGGAAAACGCGCCCCUCCCGCUGGGGGGGGGCUGGGGUGAAGUCGGG